GUGUGCCACAAGUUUCAGCUAUGGCGUUGUAGCGAGUGGACGUGUUUUUACGCCUUCGUCGGUUUCGCGGUUGGCCGUUUAGACGCGACGUAAGUACGUACGUUUGUUAACCACCUUGCACGGGCAGGCGUUUCAGUUGCCCUGUUUGUUAUCUCCAAUUGUGCCCUGCUACGUGUUAACAAUUUGUGCUUUUGCCAUUUCGUAACAGCACAGAAUCGAAAGGUUUUGUAUGUGUAAAAAAUUGAUAAAACGGCGACAGCAACGAAUAGUGUGCCUUUUUUCCGGGUCCGGAUGGUCUGUUAUUAUUGAGGUGAAGUUCGCCUACUGUGUACGUGGUGGUGUGAUACUUAUAGAACAACUAGACGCGACGCCGGGCUGAUUGAGGGGAGCGAAGUUCUCUCCUGCUCUGCAUACCGUGUGCACCGUGUCUCGCCCUUUCCGACCGUUUGGGUGGCGCGCACUUUUUACUACCACCCCACUUCCUGUUUAUAUGUGUAUGACGGCAGCUUUUCGCCCCCUUUCAAGAGAGCGUACUCGACGGACGGGCUUGAGAUUCUAGUGGACAGAAGCCUCACGCGGAAACACGCUCUACGGUGCUACGUCACCAAACUUCUUGUGCUUUUCUUCACAGUACGUGUUGAAAAAGUUACGAAUACGGUUUACUAGUGCAUGUCAGCAGCAACGAUCAACAGUUUCCGCGGAAAGUGCACCUAUGCCGUACUUCUGAAGUGAAACAUUUUCACUUUUGUCCACGUUGGCAAUUCUGAGCCGUCGACAGAAUGUUGAGUUGGUCGAAUUCUCCCGCUGGGUAAUGAUUUUUCAUCAACCAUAUGGUAGCUUCAACGCAGUGAGUGAUUUUGCUGAAAGUGUCGAAGACUAAUAGAAAAACGGUUUUUAAAUCGAAACAAACCGCAGUUUCGUUAUCAAAUCAAAUGAGUAUUAAACCCGAUAUUUCAGUGUACGGCGUUGGCCCUGUAGAUGCUAAUAGAGAAGGAAAAUAAAUUUGAAUAUUGUCUGUGUCUGUUUUCUCAUACAAUUUGCCGUGAAACGUCACCGCAGUUUCAGUUGAGCUGUUCGUGUGUUUUUUUUUCGGUGUGCUGCCGUGACUGUUUGCCCGUUGGGGGCCUCUUGUACGGGUGUUUUGUAAAUAGGGCUUGAAAAAACGAGGUACUGAGGAAAAAUGGAGCUUUCACUGUCGUUGUGCAGCUAGCUGUGAACCUUAUGGUCUACAUUGCUGUUGGUUCAUGUGCCAUUCAAGUCUGUCGCAACUGUCACAGUACUAUCAAAACUUAAGUGACAACUAAGCACAGAACCGAUGGUACGCAAGAACAGUAACAAAACACAUCACCGAGGCAAAAAAAGGAAAUUGUUAAACACUUGUGCAUCACAAGCAACGCGGGAACGUUGAUGUAGAGAUUUGUAUUUUUCUUGCUGCUGGAAUUCAAGACACUCGUGCAAGGCCCAUAAAUCGUUAUUCGUCCUGGAAGCGCAAUCGGACGACCGCAUUCAGUACGGUUGAACCGAACCAGGCCAGGACAACAUGCGACGAUACGGUGUGAAGACAGCAGCAACUACAACGUACAACUAGGGCAGAAUAGGCAGCAGCGCGGGCCAAGAGAUCACGCCAUUUUACCAAUGACCGUUGAAGACGGUAAAGCCAUCUGACCUCGGGAGGAACCUGUAAGGCUGUCACUGUCACCGCAAUGGAACAUCAUGGGAUGUACACGGACAUAUCGAACAGUUUCCCGGGCACUGGACUUCUGCCAAACACUAAUGUGAAGUACCACCAGCAUCACUUUCCGCAAAUCCCUCCCCAACCGCCGCCACAGGGCAGCAACAUCAACGGGCAAGGCGCAAACCCGCAGCAGGUAUACCAUUCUCAGUCGCAACAGCAUACUGCAGCAGGUUAUGGUCAUCAACAGCAAAAGGUACAAAGUCAGAAUUUCGAUUCCGACUCGAUAGGCACUGACCUAUAUCAGGAUGCUGCUGGAUUAUUCGACACGAGCAACGCUCUGUGCAGUACCAACAGUAGUAAUAGCAGUAGUAACGGUAGUAGUAACAAUAGUUAUAGUAACCAUAGCAGCGACAAUAACGUUAACAAUAGUAAGACCAUCGAGUUCACUUCGCGAAAAUUCGAAACCAAUACAGGCGACAGUAUAACGUACAAUAUCAAUAACAUAAACACGAAUAUCGUGAACAAUAUCAGCGGUGGCGGUUUAGGAGCAAACGGUGUUCAGGGACUGAACUCCGGACAGGCCGCUAUCACCGGUGGUGGGCCGACGACGGAUUUUCUCGGAAACCCCCAGUUCUUGAGCUCCGGUGGCAACGCUCAGAUCUCGUUUAGAAAGAAAAGUGAUACCAAUCCAACGAUCAUUAACAUUAGCAAUAAUAAUCAUAAUAUUAUGGCACCGCCCAUUCCGUAUCCGUACCAAACAAAGAUCUCCGGAAUGGGUGCGUUAAAUGAACUGAAUACAAAAUUUGGCCCCAGUCCCGUCUGGGCAGCCGGUGGAACAUCCCACAGUAUCGGUGAUUUCAAUCACGAAAACACUAUUAUUAGUAAUUUUGAAGCGAAAAACCCAAACAAGUAUCAUACGAAUCGUGCCAACUACCGAUACCAGCAUGAUUUCGUUCAACCGAACCAACAGCCUCAGGCUGCUACCCACUACCAGCAUAACUAUGGUCUCUACCAUCCGGAAGGAGCCCAGGCAACACCAAUUCAGCAACCCAACGGUCACUACGGUUACGAACCAUAUCCACAUAUCGUUCGUGGAAAGUAUUCCUCCCUAGAGGAAACAAGCCGCUAUGGCCGCAACCAUCAGCACAUUUCCGCGAAGCAUUCUCAGACCUAUCCCGACCACAUGUACAACGAAAGAUCUCGGUAUCCAAAUAAUUUCACCAGUGGCUAUGUAGCGUCGGCCCCAGGACAUUACCCAGCUGCCCAGCCAAGCAAAAACAUUCUAAAUCCGAAUGUUGAAUAUUACAACACUGGGUACAUCAAACAGAUGCAAGCAAUGAAUCAUCACGCGGCCAACGCCUUCGUAUCCAAUCGGCCUACCUACCCACAUCAGGCGUCAGCUUUGCCAAACUAUCAUCACCAAAAUUAUCAUCUAAGCCAUCAGCCCACCUAUGAAGAUCCCUAUCACCACCGAGCACGAGUUCCUAGCAUGUCCCACCACCUGAACGAACCCCACCUGCAGCAAUCCUACCCAAACUAUCCCAACCACGUGGCUAAUCUACCGGUCUAUCCACCAAAUCACAAACUUACCUUCAGUAAGACCUCCAAUGACUUCUAUACUCCCAACAUCCAUCAAAACCCUUACAAUAAUCCCCUGUCGCAUCCGACGGCGCAAACUGUUCAUCACGCACCACAGUAUAACAUCAAGUACACCUCGCAAACCAUUGUACCGCCAAUGAACCAGCCGAAGACCGUUGGUCAUGCCAUGCCACCCACCAGCCAUCAGCCAUCGCAGAAAUCCGCGAACAACUGCUAUUACGACACACCAAACCCUAUAAUCGACAUGAACCAUCCACUGGUUGACCUGGAGGAACAAAUCAACAGUGUAAAGAUACUAAAAACCAGACAGGAUGCAAACGCGGCUGCUGCAUCGAAUUACAACAACAAUCAAGCCCUUGGCUAUGACUGUCAGCAGAAGUAUCUAAUGAAUCACUACAUGCCCUCGAAGGCGUCCUUAAACUCGAUCAACUAUAUCGCUAACGGCUUAGCCGACAGUCAUCCCGCCAAUCCGACCAACUACGGGUACACCACCAUGGAAGAUCUUGGCCUCGGUCCACGUAGCUUUACGCUGGACGAAAAUUUGAAGGACAAAAACCUCCGCGAUUACCUAAGCAGUUGGAACGAAACAGAGGAAGAGGACAACAGCAGCGUUGCAGCCGCUGCGGCUGCAGCUGCUGUAGCGGGAGCACUGGAAGCGAAGGAAACCAACAACAACCAGCCAACGCACCACAACUUCGAAUCAUGCAAAUACCUGCAGGAAGCACUGAACGAGCAGCUUCCUCCUCUGCACAGCGGGGUGAUUGUAGCGAACACUCAGAACGGAACCCACCUUCCGGAUAUUCUUUCCGACUUGGACAAAACCAAAGAAGAGCUGAAAACUGGCCAAGAAACAACCGAAGUCGGUGAGAAGCUAUACAUUUUGGAAACGUACGACGUGCCACAUUCGGAAUUGAACAAGUACAGACAUCUGAACGUGAUCAACGAGUUGCCUAAAAAUGUUGUCCCCAUUCACGAUAGUGCCGAUUCGUUGAAGUUCUUGGAGGAAAUCGAGUCCAACAGGGAGAAGUACUAUCAAACCGAGCUGGAAUCGGAGGUAGUAUACGAUGAUCGAAAGAAAGAAGAGGACAAAAAGGAAGCUAAGGCAGCCCAACGACCGGAGAACGUUACUUCGCCUGUCCCAGAGCCAACGGUGAAGGAAGAGUCGCCAAAGGAUCAAAAGAAAAUUACUGAACCAAUCGUAAGCACCAAGAACGACGAAGAUGCAUUUAAAGUGCCCAGCUACGUUCCGAAGUACCGAAAGCGAAGACACUAUUAUCAGGACUAUCCACGCUUUCCGAAACGAGCUCGGCGGUCCAGUAUUGAAGAUUUCCUGUACACGGACAUACCGAAGCCGGUAGAGAAAAGGAAUCCCAAAAGACUGUUGACCCUCUGUGUGGCUACUCUGAAUUCGCGAGCAUUUAGACGGUAUGCGAAAGAGGAUAUUGCUAGAAGGAAGGAAGCUGAACUUAACGGGGCUUCGAAUCAGAGAGAUGAAACCGACGGGCCCAAAAUGGAAGAAAGUACGGCUGUUGUUGAUGCGGAACCGUGCGAUUCAGUUGUUGUUUCGGAACAAACGAAAGAGGAUGAUGUGGAAAAUUUAAUGCCCGUUGAAGUGUUGAGUGAGAAGGACUCAGACAGAAGCGAUUGCAGACAAGAAUUAACUGAAGCUAAGCAGGAUGAACAACCGUUAACAGAAUCAGAGGAAUUGUCUACCACAGCCGAUAAUCAGCAGGAACCGGAGCCAUCGGUGGAAACUAACAAAGAUCAGGAUCAAGGCUCGGAGUUACCAGUAGAAAAAACAAACGAAGAGCAAGAAACUGUUCCAGUUUCUGAAGACGAAGUUCACAACAGCCCUGUACAAGAGAAAAAUGACACUGAAAGUGACGAUUUGUGUGAAAAAGAGGAGGAAGCAAUUCAGGAAACAACGGAAGACGUUGUUAUGCCAUCAAUAGAUCUCACUGAAUCCGACAUGGAUAACGAUGUAUUCGAAGACCAUGUCCCAGCUGUCCCCCAUCCUCCGACUGGCAGUACCGAUACCGAGCAUACCGAAGAAGAUGAGAACAAUGCUGAGAAGAGAGACUCGGAUUUAUCAUCCGAAUACUCAACAUCGUCUUGCUCAAGUUCAUCGGAUGACGAAACGGACAGUUCAUCGGAUGAAGAUACUGACUCGGAGUCCGAAUCAACGAGUGAGCAAAAUCCGUCUGAAAAAGAGAAUGCAAUCGUUGCGGUCGUCGAAGCGCAUCAAGUACCGGUGAUACAAAAGGUCGAAAGAAUUGCUUACGAAGAAGAUGAAAACAAGCAAUUGCGUACAUUCAACGUACCAAGUCUUCGUGACAUCGCGAGUGCCGCAUUCAACAAGUACAAGCAUGACUACGAUUAUCAGCGAGUCCCGACUUUAAGAAAAAUGUGCUAUGAAUUGCUUUUUGCAAACGAUCUCCUACCGCAGCCAGAAUCUCUGCAAUCGCUCUGCGAAAGAUUCAUCUGCGGUAAUCGGCAUAUGUUUAUCAUCGAAGAAGUGCGUCAUCAACCGGAACGGUUGCAAGAUCUGUGCCAACGAGUUGUCGAUGAAACGAAUAUCAUCAUCGAUGUUAAUGAUUUCUGCAUCUAUGACGAUGAGGAGUUGAUAAACGAGCCGGACAAGGAAGAGGAGAAAGGUCGUGUGUUCAUUGUGGAGGAUGGCCGCGGAUCAAUUGCGGAUCUACUGGCAGAUGAUGAGGAUACGGAACCCGAAGUGUUGACGGUACCAGAGGAUGUCAAUGAAGAGCAUGAUAUAUUUCUGGACAGGGCAGCUAGCGCCGAUAGUUGCAAAGUAAUCAUGGAGAGCCAUUCGCUUUCGGACAGUGAGAACGAAAUCUACAAAAAAGUGGAGCUAGAAAUCGAAAAAAUGAUGACUACCAGUUCCGACGAGGAAGAGGAAGGGGUGAAAGAAUGCCAGCCAGUGGCCUUAGAUGCUGAGCAGUUGAGGAAUGAGUUUUUCUCAUUUGUGGAAGACGAUUGUAUUCAGUACGAGGAGGUGAUUCCAGUGGAUAAGGAGGCCUUUAGGAGGGAUAGUUUGAUUAAAGAUUUAAGGGUGAAGUAUAUUGGCGCGAGGUGUAUGUCGGGAACUUUUCGACUAAAGCUGCUCAGAAAGUAUAUGCUGUAUCGUAGGUUUUUUAAGACGAGAGAUAACAAAGUAUUAUUGAGAAGUCGGUUUUCUAGUAGGUUAUCUGCUUGCUUGCAAAAAAAGGUUGCCACUAUGCUGCGACAAAAAGUAAUCAUUGAGGACAGUGAUAGUAACAGUAGCUCAGCGUCUAGCUUAGUCAGUUCAGAUGCCAGUCGAAGCAGUAGCAGUAGUGCCAGUAGCAACGCUACCAGUACGGAAACUAUCAGUAGUUCCGAAAACGAGGACAUCAAUACAAAAACCGUAUUGAUAGAGAAAUCCUGCGAGAGUUUUUCGGAUGAGCAUUCUAAUCAAUCGGGAAAUUCCGUUUCCGAAAAAUUGAUCGAAAACAAUAACAAUCAGCCCCAGGAGCGUCGGGAAAUAAAACAACCGGUGGCCAAUGUAGAAUCUCAGCAACUCCACAAUGAGGACGACAGUAAUAGCAACAGCUCCGGUAGCCGAUGCCGUUACGGUUUACGCAGAUCGCCAAACGUUCUGCUGCCGAUGCUGAAGAGAAAAAAACCUAGUUUCGAAGAGAGUCUGCUCAGCAUUGAGCAGAUAUAUAAGAAAACCGGUAGCCCAACUCCAUCCACAGCUAGCUCAAAUUCAACGCAUUCCUCAACUGCUAGCCGGAAGCGUCGCUACUCAACAAACUGCCGUCCUAAUGUGAUUGUCAAUGUGAACAACAAUCGCGAAGCGCCACGCAAACUUAUUAUUCCUUCGUACAAAAUUUUCGACCAAACGCUCACAAAAGAUCUGUCCAAUAACAGAUCAACGAGAACAAUCAGUCGGACGCAAAGUCGAAGCAAUAGCAGCAGUAGUGGCAGCAGUACAAAUAGUAAAAUCCAAGGAGGCAGUGUCAACCGGAACAGUGGACUAAUCCGCAUCAACUACCCUAAUAAACCUGCAAAUUCGACGAAGAUCGCAGUAGGUAACGGGGCACGUUCACGAUCUCGUGUUUCACCAACGCUCGCCUGCCUAGAUCAGCGCUUUCCCUACGUCCAGCUAGAACGCAUCGAUUACGUGGAAAAACUAGCAGAAAAAUAUCGCCAACAGCAGAGGCAGCAACAGCAGCAGCAGUUUUCGAAGCAACGGCAACGGCGGAAAUCGACCUUCACGUAGUCAUCCGUAAUCACCGUUACCAUUAUAGUUGUGUAGUGUAGAGUGUAAUCGUCGCGGACGUGGAUGCCGCAUGUGUUGCGUGUCCAACGUGCUUAUCAAGGGCUGUUUGUUUCUGGUUAUAGUUGUGCAGUGCGGCAAUUUGUUGUUGUCGCCAGCACUGGCUGCUGCUGCUGCUGCCGCAAGAUAUGAACCUUUUGUUUCUGUUCUAUGUUAUUGUUUGUCCCUACCUACAUUAGUGUGAUAUCAAAAUCUGCGCCCGACGACGACGACGACGACAACCAAAGCGCAUCACAUUGGCAACCUGGUGGCAGAGAAUUCGUUCGUAUAGUGAGGGGCGGUACGUACCUACAGUAUGUAACCUUCAAAGCGUGCGAACCGCGAGGCGGAAAAUGGGCUAUUUUCUGCUCGACCGUGGACUGAUUAAGCGUGUCCCUAAUGUCGCUGAGCACAAAUUCUGGAGCGCAGUUGUUAGCGCUGAGAGUUGGCAUUCGUUUUUUUAUGGUCGGGCGUAUCAAAAAAUGCGGUGGCGAAAUGUGUCGUGCAAAAUCAAAUUUUCUAACUGGAAGGCUUUCAGCUUAAGGGUUUGACAGGACCACCUUCAGUGCAAAUAGUCAACAAAAUCUCAGAUCUAAAAUUUUAAUUAAAUGUAUUCAAUUUUGAUUGUGAUUGUUGAAAUUACCUAUUUCUUUCUUUUUUGCCUAACAUUUCUUAGCACGACAGUGAUGGAAAAUAUUCAGAAUAUCUAAGAUCACAACUUUUAGUGUUUGCAUCAGGUGACAUGAUCGAUUCAGAAUCUGGUUUUUUUUUCAUUUUCUCCCAUAUAAAAUUGUUGGAAAAAAAACAUCAAAAUGAAGCAGUAUUUUAUAGCAAAUUUUAGAUAUUUUUCCCUCGUUGUGAUUUAUUUAAAUUUAUAAUAUUUAUUGUAUUUUUAGCCAACUCGACCUGCAGUUCAGUAUAAUUUGAACUAUUGUUACAUUGGCCUACCUGUUGAUUAUAGACACCUUUCUGUAGUAUGAAAGUAGAAGAAAAGAAGAAAAAAUAUUAACCUUUCGGAAAACAUGCUAGACACGAUAGAUUCAAAUUCAAUCUCAAUGUACAAUCGCAGCACGCAUGGAAAUUUGACACCUGCAGCUCCAAAGUUUUCACUUGCCAUGUUUCGAUACGUUGUCUUUCUAUUAUCAGUGUCGAUGAACUUGUAACGGUCGUAUUAUUGUGUAUUUUUCCAGUUUUCAAAGGCCAUAAAUAACUUCAACUACAUGUUAUAAAAUGAGAAAAACUUUUCUUCGCGAAUAUUGUAGAUAUCAUGGGAUUUUACAGUGUUUAGGAGCCCAAUCCACCCACAAACGCCAACUCUCCGUGCUAACUUGAUCGAUAGAUUUAUCACAAAUUGAAAAAAAAAAAAACACAUCACUAUGCUCUAAUCACACUUCACAGACCGGCGACAAACACAACGCAGAUUUUGCAUUCAUUUGUAUUUAUUUGGCGCGACGCCCUGCACGAAACUAGGUAUAUAUAGGUACAUAUAAGCGCGGGUUUGUACUUACAGAGCCAAACGUGGGAUCGUUUCCAAUGAAACCCGUAAAGCUCCAUACAAAUGAACGACUGCCACUGGCAGUUUUUUCAUUCGAGCAGUCUUUGGACACUUGCGCUCGUGCCUGCUUUGGUGGCGUUACCACUAGUUACUGUACUCGGUUUGUGUCUACGGAACACCGUUUGCUCUAGCGUUACUACCGCCUGAUUUCACAACGGAUAUACGACCACGUGUUUGAAAAUAUUAUGCAGGCAUAUGAAAAAAAAUAUAUUUAAUGAAAGAGUAUACAUUUUAGUACAUUGUACGGUAUUAAGGAUAUUCGCUAGAAUUUCAUCCCAGAUCAUACUUUCGACUGUCAUCAGACACAGGACAAAUAAAUAAAAAAAAACGGUUACUUUCAUUCAGCUAUCCAUCUAGUCAGUAAAAGAAUUUAAAUAUCAAACAAAAGAGAAACCGAAAACGUUUCAUUCUCUGAAGCUGUGGUGUUGUUGGUAAGAUUUUUUAGAAUAGUAUAUGUUAGAUUUCCCAAACCUAAUCACAAACUGUAACAACAAAUAAAUGCAUUCCGAUUUUAAGUUCCUAGGGCGUAAGUUUUUUUACAUUAUGAACACACCGUGUUUUACCACCAAGAACUAACUGCGUAAGAUCAUUAUCUGAUUCAAGCAGAUCGUCAUAAGCUGUCAAUAUUGUGCUAGAGUACAUGGUUUUUAUUUCAAUUCGAACUGCUACAGAAACUGUAGUUGAUCGUAAAAAUCUACAAAAAAUCAAAUGUAAGAGAAAUCAUUUACACAGUAGUGCCUUGAAUGCCACCAGGUUUGAAGACAACAACGGCUGAUAGGAUUCAGCAACACAAAUUCGAUGUUUGAAUGUACAAGUACGAAUAGCUUUUUUACAACAACAAAAAAACCGUGUAAUGUUGAUAUUUUAUCUAUAUACAUAGGAAGACUUUUUACGGUCAAACAAAACAUAAAUACAACGCAAACUUGUCGCUUGGUAUAAAUAUAUUGAAACAAACAAACAAAAAAAUAUGCGGUGGCAUUUAUCGUAAGGGAAACUAUUACAGACAUCACUUACACGAAGAAAGAGUUGAUAUUUUAAACCCAAUAGCGUGCGUUCACGACCAAAAGCAGAGACGCUGAAUACAAGACAGCAUAUAUUAAAUAAAUAGUAAUAUUAGCCAAUCGUAAGCUUACUUAUCUCUUGAAAAGUACAGCUGGUCCCCUUUUCGGUGGCCAGAUUUCAGACGUGAGUAUUGUACAUCUAUUUUUUAUCGUGUAUGGUAAACCUGUUGUUUGAGGUAAAACAAAACAAGAAUAAAAUUAAGAUUUUCAUUUUUGAAUGUUGGUUGAAAAA
This is a messenger RNA of Wyeomyia smithii (pitcher-plant mosquito), 10419 nucleotides long. RefSeq lists its product as uncharacterized. Lineage: Eukaryota; Metazoa; Arthropoda; Insecta; Diptera; Culicidae. The coding region runs from base 1704 to 7535 and encodes 1943 amino acids. The transcript is spliced from 3 exons. The record is from RefSeq and is a predicted model, not a curated record.